Molecule: messenger RNA, 1343 nt
Organism: Gracilinanus agilis (Agile Gracile Mouse Opossum)
Lineage: Eukaryota; Metazoa; Chordata; Mammalia; Didelphimorphia; Didelphidae
Gene: FAM107B
Product: family with sequence similarity 107 member B
Exons: 5
Coding region: 1-918 (305 amino acids)
Source: RefSeq, a predicted model, not a curated record
AUGUCAACGUGGAAAACAAGACUGAGCCGAGAACUGAAAUCCCCAGCUCCAAGAAUGCAUCCGUUUCCUUGCUCGGCACUCCUCACCUGCUUUGGGAACACAAGAGAUAAUGUACCCUUUGAUCAAUCCAGUCCGGCCGAUGCUCAUUCCACCAUCUACGUCCAGCCUUUGGCCAAAGCUAGUGGACAUGAAAGUCACCCGGGAGGACCAGAGGAAAUCCUAGAGGAAAAGCUGAGUUCCUGUACUCACUCAGAGAAAAAUGGCAGUACAGCUAACCAUGAUGUUGCCCAGCCUGCUCCGGUACCAGAGGAACUGCCUGUAUUCCCAGCUGAUGAGCCAGACUGUAAUUCAGUUAUGCUCCACACUUCCAUCCCCAGACCAUCCAUCAUUGAAAUGCCAAAGGAAGAAGAGGAGGUACAAGGAGAGCCUCAAUGUCUCGUGGAGGAACAUAAGAUUACAACAGAUAAUAUAAUUGAGGAUCCUGAACUAAAAGAUUCCAUUCUUAUUCCAAAAAGUAUCAUGGCUGAACCUGACUACAUAGAAGAUGACAAUCCUGAAUUAAUCAAGCCUCAGAAAUUAAUCAAUCCUGUCAAAAUUUCCAGGAAUCAUCAAGAUCUUCACAGAGAACUUCUGAUGAAUCAGAAAAGGGGACUCGCACCUCAGAAUAAACCAGAGCUGCAGAGAGUGAUGGAGAAAAGAAAACGAGACCAAGUGAUAAAGCAACAGAAGGAAGAGGAAGCCCAAAAAAAGAAAUCUGAUUUGGAGAUAGAACUACUGAAACGGCAACAAAAGUUAGAGCAGCUUGAGCUUGAGAAACAGAAGAUUCAAGAGGAACAGGAAAAUGCCCCAGAGUUUGUGAAGGUGAAGGGAAACCUGAGAAGAACAGGCCAAGAAGUGGCAGAAGUCCAGGACUCUUAGGCAUACACUGUGCAAAUACUCGCUGGAUGCUAGCCCCAUGCUGCAGAGACAACGUUCCUGUGGGAUCACCUCCAGUGCUGCUUCCUCUUGAGCCAAUAGUAGCAUGGAGAGACAUUUGUUUUUGAGAAAAUGCCAGCCAGCAGAAGUUUUCAUUUUUAAAAGGGGUUAUGUCAUUUAUCAUUUUCUCUUUGAAUCUGGGGGGGAUGUUGACUGAUAGCUGCAGUUCAGAUUCGCCAAAAGAAAUAUGUUGACCAGCAGAUAAGCAGCUUAUUGUUGGUAUAACAGACUUGUCUUCAGAGACUCAAAGGAAAGGAUGAGGACACUGGAGUAUGUUAAAUGUUGCACUACUUGGUUUCUUCCAACCUAACUGUAGUGGGGACAUAGUAUUUUUAUUUUUUCUUCCUUGAAAAAAAAUAUUAUUUUUC